This is a messenger RNA of Ornithorhynchus anatinus (platypus), 1034 nucleotides long. RefSeq names its product olfactory receptor 5A2-like. Lineage: Eukaryota; Metazoa; Chordata; Mammalia; Monotremata; Ornithorhynchidae. Gene Ontology annotation, cellular component: membrane. Gene Ontology annotation, biological process: sensory perception of smell; G protein-coupled receptor signaling pathway. Gene Ontology annotation, molecular function: G protein-coupled receptor activity; odorant binding; olfactory receptor activity. The record is from RefSeq and is a predicted model, not a curated record.
UGAACAACUGUGAUUCUAAAUUGAAUUGCUGUCUAGGUGUUUCUCUUCUUGACCUUGGAAGACCAGGUAGCGGGUAAAUGUCUUGCGGAAGAAACACCACGGUGGUCACCGAGUUCAUCCUCCUGGGAUUUUCAGACCAUCCAGAGCUCAAGAUUUUCCUUUUUGUGUUGUUCUUGGCCAUCUACCUUGUGACUCUCACCUGGAACCUGGGCCUGACCAGCCUGAUCAAGGUCUCCCCCAAUCUCCACAUCCCCAUGUAUUUCUUCCUCCGUCAUUUGUCCUUCAUCGACGUCUACGCCUCUUCCGUCAUCCCCAAGAUGCUCUCAGACUUCUUCAAGGAGCAGAAGACCAUUUCCUUCCUGGGCUGUGCCACUCAAUAUUCUGUCUUCAGUGGGUUGGGCCUGACGGAAUGCUGUCUCCUGGCUGCCAUGGCGUAUGAUCGUUAUGCGGCCAUCUGUACCCCACUUCUCUACACGACCGUCAUGUCUCCCUCCCUCUGUAGGAAAAUGGUGGCUGCGGCCUACGCGGGGGGAUUCCUCAGCGCCCUGACUGCAACGGACCUAUUGUACCGGCAGGACUACUGCGGGCCAAACGUUAUCCAUCACUUCUUCUGUGACCUCCUUCCUCUGUUAGCUCUGUCCUGCUCUGACACUUCCACCACUCAAGUCGUGGUCUUCGUUGUGGGCGUGGUCAUCGGAAUGAUGUCCGUGCUUGUGGUCUUCCUGUCCUACGGUUAUAUCACUGUGGCUGUCCUGCUGAUCCGCUCGGCGAGAGGCAGGUACAAGACCUUCACCACCUGUGCCUCUCACCUGAUCACCGUGAUCCUCUUCUACGGCUCCGGGUUCUUCGUGUACAUGCGUCUUAACUCCAGCUACUCCGAGAGCCGGGACAAGGUGGUGUCUCUGUUCUACACGGUGGUGAUCCCCAUGCUGAACCCGCUUAUCUACAGUCUGAGGAACAGAGAGAUUCUGGACACCUUGAAGAGAGUGAUGGAGAAAAAAGUAGUGCUCUUUCAGUGCCUUUCACCCUUUUGA